Molecule: messenger RNA, 938 nt
Organism: Alternaria rosae
Lineage: Eukaryota; Fungi; Ascomycota; Dothideomycetes; Pleosporales; Pleosporaceae
Product: actin-related protein 2/3 complex subunit 5
Exons: 4
Coding region: 333-893 (186 amino acids)
Biological process (GO): regulation of actin filament polymerization; Arp2/3 complex-mediated actin nucleation
Cellular component (GO): cytoplasm; Arp2/3 protein complex; actin cytoskeleton
Molecular function (GO): actin filament binding
Source: RefSeq, a predicted model, not a curated record
AUGUGCUGUGAUCGCUUUCACCCACACCCAUGGUACUCCCGUCACACAUGUGGCGCUGCGGAUCUCCGUCGCGGGUUCAUCGAAUGGUCUUAGCGAUCCGCAUGCAGCGGUAUCGAGCGGCGACCCUGGUUCGUUCUACCUUGUGGGUGUUUUGCUAGAUGUUGCGGGUGCUGGACUGGGUAGCUUCGAAGCUUGGCGGGCAGAGUGGAGAACAUGGCACUGCACCCCACGAAUACGGCGCGCCGAAUUGCAACCUCACCACAGCUCCACCACCAACACAGUCGUCGCUUUGCAGCUAGACACUCGUCUGUACACAAAUCUCACCACCCACCAUGGCCAACAUCAACUGGCGGACGAUCAACAUCGACGCCUUGGAUCCCGACAGCCCCGCCAACUUCGACCUAAGCUCCCUCGCUCCCGCCGUUGCGCCUGUCUCGACGGCCGAUGUCCAGGCCAACGCCCAGCAAAUACGGCAACUGCUACGGGGUGGUGACAAUGAGGGGGCCCUCCAGAGUGCAUUGGAGAACCCCCCAUAUGGCGCAGACGACAAGGGCAAGGAAGUCCACCUUGCGACCGUCAUCGAGAUCCUACAAUCCAUACGCCAGUCGGACAUGUCACCAAUGCUCAGCCGGAUAUACGGUGCACCGGGUGGAACCGAAGCAUUGGACGUCCUGAUGAAGUACAUUUACAAAGGCAUGGCACAGGGAGCACCGUCAGGCACCAAGCGCGACAUCACCCCCCAACCGACCGGCUUCUCGCAGAUUCAUACUCGUGGCGGCGGCGAGGGUGGCGGCCAAGCCAUGAGCGUACUGCUCAGCUGGCAUGAGAAGCUUGUGGAGAUAGCAGGCCCAGGUUCCAUUUCUAGGGUCAUGAGCGAUCGCCGGACAGUUUGAAGUCGUCGUCGCAGUUGCAAUCAAGACAAAGCGUCAUUUCCAAAU